Closterium sp. Naga37s-1 is the source of this 2031-nucleotide messenger RNA. Lineage: Eukaryota; Viridiplantae; Streptophyta; Zygnematophyceae; Desmidiales; Closteriaceae. The record is from the annotation of a GenBank genome assembly.
AUGAGCCGUGAGUGUAACCUCAUUGUUGACCAGACCGAGAAGGGGAACAAGGCCACGCCUGUGGGAUCGACAACGGUGCACACGAUCCUCGGGCGCAUAAAGGCAUGCCAGAUGGCGGCGAGGGUGGAGGCAACGCUGUACCGGGAGAAGGAGCUGGGCAUCAUGAGGGAGAUCUCGGUGGUCAGAUCGGAGGUGCGGUUCAACGUCCGCACCAAGAACGAGAGGGACCUCAACAUCCGCGAGAUCACGCUCCCCGACGUCUUCUUGUACCAACUGGCGAGCACCUCGUCGGUGAACCCGGAUAGCCAGCCUGUCGUCAUGGUGAUCGCCGCGCGUAACUCGAAGACUUCCAAGGAUGCCCGUCUUCAGCAGAGCUACGCGGCACGACACCUGGAAGCAGAGUUGUGCGCCGUCGGCGAGACCGGCCUGUGGUUGCACUUCAUCCUCGACAAGAUCGGUCAGUUCUCCGGCGUCGACUUCCUUCCGCCGCUUGACACCACUGAACGCGAACGCUGGUACAAGAAGCAUCUCUUCUUCGCCAAGAACGACAAGGAGCAAGAGGAGCUCUCCGCCGCCAGCCACCAACGUUGGACUCGGCAGAUGUGGACGACCAACAAGGUGUUAUGCAAAAGGAACGUGCACGCCGCGCGCGCUGGAGGUGCGCAGGAGCUAGCCAUCGAAGGGACGCCGCGCGCCGAGAUCGCCGAGCUGGGACACUGGGCUCUCGACAAGAUGACGCGUGCGUACAUCACAGCCAUUCCCGUUGGGGUGGUGAUGAGGAAGGCCGGCUACUCGGGAUUCAAGCAAGACUACUUCUUGGGUCGCAGCAGGGUUGAGCCCUCCGUCAAACUCUUGGACAUCCUCGGCGAGCACAUCUUCCCCGGCGUGGAUGCUACGCUGCGCGAUGCGGAAACGCGUGCUGUCAACGGGAGCGACGCCGACAAAGCCGCCAUGCACUUCUUGCGCACCCUCCUGAUGUUCCGACGCAUCGUCGCCGAGGACCUCGCGGUGAAGCUCGUCCGCACACCGUGGCACCCGUACGUCCAAGGUUCCAAGCUCUGCCGGAUUGCCCUCUUCCAGCACUGGGCGAAGAAGGUCGAGUCAGUCGACACCGAGACGAUCAAAAAGCGCCGGGACCCGACACAGAUUCAGCCAGAGUAUCACAACAUGUCCCUCAAGGAGACGCUGAAGAAGGAGAUGGAGCGCUCCGCGCUCGAGAAGCUCGACCUUCAGGAGAAGAUCGAGAUGCAAAACGACACCAUCGCGUCGCUCACCGCCGAGCUUGCUCGACUCACCGAGGCACUCCGUGUGUCAGAAGCACGGAGAGUGCCGGAGUCUCCGCCGCCGGCGACCGAGCAAGCUCCGAGCGAGGGUGGCUCCGCGGAUUCGGCCAACACGGGAGACGGAGCCAAGAGAGGGGAUGCGAAACCCCCGCCACCCCCUCAGACGGAAGAGGAGGCUAGUUACGAGCUCAACGUGGUGCAACCUUGGAGGGAGGCAAAGACCGUGCGGGACGCUUGGCGCCUCUGGAACUCCGCCUCCGCCAAUGACACCCGUCGUCUUUGCGACAGGGUCGCCGAGCCGGGGUUCAUCGACCGCCACACCCUCCUCAAAGGCGCGACGCAGGGUGCACUCAACAUGAGGGUGCGCCGCAUGCUGAAGGCCAUGGAUGCGGUGCGCCAGCUACGCGCGAGCGACGGCGAUGCCGACACCGAAGCAGUUGUCGAUGUACUGAACAAGAUCGCGGCACCAGGCAUUGGGACCUUCUGCGAUGCCCUCACGGUGCUCAACCCGGGAACGGCACCGACGAAUUCCAAGGAUGGCAUGGGCGUCAAGGGGCUUGCCCCCAAGGUGGUCUCGAAGCUACGCCUCGCCUGUGCGCUGGUGGCGACCGAGCUGAAGCCGAGGACUUGGGUCGCCCGCCUGUUUCCAGACACCUGGGAGGAGCAGAUGCCGAAGACCGAGGCCGACUUGGCCAAGCAGACAGCACCUGCGCAGCGUCCUCCGACGAAGCGCAAGAAAUCGGCAUAA